Molecule: messenger RNA, 2107 nt
Organism: Megalops cyprinoides (Indo-Pacific tarpon)
Lineage: Eukaryota; Metazoa; Chordata; Actinopteri; Elopiformes; Megalopidae
Product: dihydrolipoyllysine-residue acetyltransferase component of pyruvate dehydrogenase complex, mitochondrial-like
Exons: 14
Coding region: 42-2006 (654 amino acids)
Biological process (GO): pyruvate decarboxylation to acetyl-CoA
Cellular component (GO): pyruvate dehydrogenase complex
Molecular function (GO): dihydrolipoyllysine-residue acetyltransferase activity
Source: RefSeq, a predicted model, not a curated record
GUGUAGAUCGAUUUGCGGCGAAGCGUUGUUAAUAAAUAGCUAUGAUGUUGCGUUUGGUGGUGCGGCUGAGACAGUCUGCCAGUCUCACCCGGUCCAGUCUCCAUUCGGGUCCUGCUUUUACCUCGCGAUCCGAACCGAGAACAUGCCACCUAAAAAGGUACCAUUCAAGAGGUUCGACUCGACUACGGCCGUUGUGUCAUGCCACGAAAUUAAGCAAAGGUACCAGCCGCAACAGAAACUCUUUUCUGCAGUGUAGUCAGAUUCCCAGUUUGCAUCAGAGCCAGCGGUACUACAGUUUACCACCUCACCAAAAGGUGGAGUUGCCUGCUUUAUCUCCCACAAUGCAAAUGGGCACCAUCGCCCGCUGGGAGAAGAAAGAGGGGGACAAAAUCAGUGAGGGAGACCUAAUCGCAGAGGUGGAGACAGACAAGGCCACCGUGGGCUUUGAGAUGCUGGAGGAGUGCUACCUGGCCAAGAUCCUGGUACCAGAGGGCACGAGGGAUGUGCCCAUUGGAGUGGUUAUCUGUAUCACUGUGGACAGCCCAGACCUCAUCCCUGCCUUCAAGGAUUAUACUCCGGAAAUGGCCAUGGCUGCUUCCAGCCCGGCCGUGGCGGUACCCCCGCCCCCACCUGCAGCGGGCCCUCCACAGGCUCCAGGCAGCUCCUACCCUUCACACAUGAAGAUCCUGCUGCCUGCCCUGUCCCCCACCAUGACAAUGGGCACCAUGCAGCGCUGGGAGAAGAAGGUGGGGGAGAAGCUCAGCGAAGGGGACCUGCUGGCAGAGAUCGAGACAGACAAGGCCACCAUUGGUUUCGAGGUGCAGGAGGAGGGGUACCUGACCAAGAUCAUGGUCCCAGAGGGGACUCGGGACGUACCCCUGGGGACUCCACUGUGCAUCAUUGUAGAGAAGGAAGCUGACAUCAAGGCCUUUGCUGACUAUGUUGAGACGGGUAUCGCAGAGAUCAUGACCCCACCCCCUGCACCUGCCCCUACCCUGGUGGCAGCGCCCCCACCUCCCCCACCGGCCUCCCCUUCCGCACCUGCUCCCAGUCCAGCUGCCCCACCCGGGCCCCCUAAGGGCAGAGUGUUCGCCAGCCCCCUGGCCAAAAAGCUGGCUGUGGAAAAGGGAAUUGAUCUUUCCCAGGUCAAGGGGUCAGGCCCAGAUGGCAGAGUCACCUGGAAAGACAUCGAGAGCUUCAUCACAGCCAAGGCUGCUCCUACUCCACCAGCUGCACCAGUGGCUGCCCCUGCUGCCCCAGCCCCUGCCCCCGCCCCCUGCCCUGCCCCUACCAUGGAGGCCGUGCCAACAGGAACCUUCACAGACAUCCCCAUCAGCAACAUCCGCAGAGUGAUAGCACAGAGGCUGAUGCAGUCCAAACAGAUCAUCCCUCACUACUACCUGUCUGUGGAUGUCAACAUGGAUCAAGUUCUGGAGCUGAGGAAGGAGCUCAACCAGGAAGUGAAGGCGGACAACAUCAAGCUCUCGGUGAACGACUUCAUUAUUAAGGCCUCAGCCCUAGCCUGCCUGAAGGUCCCUGAGGCCAACUCCUCUUGGAUGGAUACUGUCAUCCGCCAGAAUCACGUGGUUGACAUUAGCGUUGCAGUCAGCACGGCCAGCGGCCUGAUCACACCUAUCGUGUUCAAUGCUCACAUCAAGGGCCUGGCAGCUAUCAGCAAGGAUGUGAGCACACUGGCCACUAAGGCACGCGAGGGCAAACUGCAGCCACACGAAUUCCAGGGCGGCACAUUCACCAUCUCCAACCUGGGCAUGUUUGGCAUCAAGAACUUUUCGGCCAUCAUCAACCCUCCCCAGGCCUGCAUUCUGGCUGUGGGAGGCUCAGAGAAGAGACUGCUGCCUGCAGACAAUGAGAAAGGGUUCGAUGUGGCCAACAUGAUGUCUGUGACACUGAGCUGUGACCACAGGGUGGUGGAUGGGGCUGUGGGCACCCAGUGGCUGGCCGAAUUCCGCAAGUUCGUGGAGAAACCCGUCACCAUGCUGUUGUGAUCCCUCCCUCACCCUCUCAUUUCCAGACACCCGGAUUAGGGUGGCCUGCUCAAAGGAGCCGCCAUCCCCUAUUAAAUGUAUAGUCUCCCUCCCUCUCUCCC